UUGGUCCUGAGAAAAGGGUGCCAGCAAUGCCUGGGUCGCCUGUGGAAGUGAAGAUACAGUCAAGAUCCUCACCUCCUGCCAUGCCACCCCUCCCACCGGUCAAUCCUGGAGGACCGCGGCCGAUGUCCUUUACUCCUACAGCAUUAAGCAAUGGAAUCAACCAUUCUCCUCCAACCCUGAAUGGUGCCCCGUCACCACCACAGAGAUACAGCAAUGGUCCCGCUUCUUCCACAUCAUCUGCCCUGACUAAUCAACAGUUGCCAGCCACUUGUGGUGCUCGGCAGCUCAGCAAGCUCAAACGCUUUCUUACCACCCUGCAACAGUUUGGGAAUGAUAUCUCCCCAGAGAUUGGGGAGAAGGUGCGGACUCUUGUUCUAGCACUAGUGAACUCAACAGUGACAAUUGAAGAAUUCCAUUGUAAGCUCCAAGAGGCCACAAACUUUCCUCUUCGUCCUUUUGUGAUUCCAUUUCUCAAGGCCAACCUGCCCCUGCUGCAGCGGGAACUGCUACACUGCGCCCGGGCCGCCAAGCAGACCCCGUCCCAGUACCUGGCUCAGCAUGAACACCUUCUGCUCAACACCAGUAUCGCAUCCCCGGCAGACUCCUCUGAGCUGCUCAUGGAGGUGCAUGGAAACGGGAAGAGACCCAGUCCAGAGAGGAGGGAAGAGAACAACUUUGAAAGAGAUCCAAUUCCUCCUGAGCCUCCUGCCAAGAGAGUGUGUACCAUCAGUCCUGCUCCCCGGCACAGUCCUGCCCUCUCUGUGCCACUUAUGAACCCUGGGGGCCAGUUCCAUCCGACUCCUCCUCCUCUGCAGCACUACACCUUAGAGGAUAUUGCAACUUCACACCUGUACCGAGAACCCAGUAAGAUGCUGGAGCAUCGAGAAGUUCGUGAACGGCACCACAAUCUUAGUCUAAAUGGAGGCUAUCAAGAUGAAUUGGUGGAUCACCGCCUGACAGAAAGGGAAUGGGCUGAUGAAUGGAAGCACCUUGACCACGCACUGAAUUGCAUUAUGGAAAUGGUAGAGAAAACAAGGCGCUCCAUGGCGGUUCUGCGGCGCUGUCAGGAAUCUGACCGUGAAGAACUCAACUACUGGAAAAGACGGUACAAUGAAAACACAGAGAUGAGGAAAACGGGCACAGAAUUGGUCUCCAGGCAGCACAGCCCUGGGAGCACAGAUUCUCUCAACAAUGAUUCUCAGCGGGAAUUCAGCAGCAGGCCGGGAACAGGUUACGUACCGGUGGAGUUUUGGAAAAAAACGGAAGAAGCUGUGAAUAAGGUGAAGAUUCAGGCCAUGUCAGAAGUACAAAAGGCUGUCGCCGAGGCUGAGCAAAAAGCCUUUGAAGUGAUUGCCACGGAGAGAGCCCGAAUGGAGCAAACCAUAGCGGAUGUCAAGCGGCAGGCUGCGGAGGAUGCGUUCCUGGUCAUCAAUGAGCAGGAAGAGUCCACCGAGAACUGCUGGAACUGCGGCCGCAAAGCCAGCGAGACGUGCAGCGGCUGCAACAUCGCGCGGUACUGUGGCUCUUUCUGCCAGCACAAGGACUGGGAGCGGCACCACCGCCUCUGCGGCCAGAGCCUGCACAGCCAGAGCCCCCACAGCCAGAGCCGGCAGCUGCUGCCCGGGGCCCGGGGCUCCUCGGCCCGCUCUGCUGACUGCAGCGUGCCCAGCCCGGCCCUGGACAAGACCUCGGCAACCACCUCGCGCUCCUCGACACCUGCCUCCGUGACAGCCAUUGACAGCAAUGGGCUCUGAGCCCCAGAGCCCGCCUGCCUGGUGGCCCUUGCGCCAGGCGUGGAGCUGUGGGGUCACCAGCAGGAGAAGAUGAGGGAACAGGAACAAGUCCAAGCGUGGGGCAAGCACUCCCCACCCCUUGGGACUUGAUGGGACGAGCGUGCCGUUGUAGCUGCACACAGGCAGCUGGCCCAAGCUGGCCUACACCUCCGUGGAUUCCCCGAUUCGUUCCUCCCCUGCCUGAAGUUGGCAUAGCCAGCAUGCCGUGUGGGCCACCAGCUCCCCCGCUCCUGAGUCUCAGACUGUCGGACGUGCUGGCCCAGCUGAGCUGGCGCAGCAGGCACGGAGGCGGCCCCUCGCCUCCCUUUCCACUGUUUGCAGGUGACACAGGUUGGCCUUCUGGGACCUGAGUAGGCAAAACAUGGCCCUCGGACGCCCUCCUCUGCCCUGCUUUGCAGACUUGACCGGAAACUCAGAUGACAGGAAAGAAGUCACCAUUUCAAUAAUGACACCCAAAUAAAGAAUGAGUACCUUUUCCCCAAGCACCACAGAUGAUUCUGGACAAGAGUUUGCCACCUGACUGGCCACUUUACCUUGGGACCUAUUUUUUUUCUCUCAGUUAAUUUUGCUUGUGCCAAGUGCUGUUUCCAGUGCGUGAACCAGGCUCCGCGAGGAGACGCCUGCAGGAGCCUGCUGUCUCCGAGCAUGUCGGCCACUAGCAUCGCCAGAUUCCCAAGCCCAUCACCUUGGAAAUUCAGAUCCUCCCCCUCCGCCUGUCCUCUCGAUCCGCUUCUCUUUACCUCCCAGACCUCGGGCAUCGCCUGCCCUGGGGCCCUGCUUUGGUGGUCCUGCUGGACGAACUGCGGUGUCUGUAGGAUGUGCCACACCCAGUCUCAUCUACAUGGCCCUACCGCACCUGAAAGAUUCCUUCAGGCCUCACAUUUCCGUGUCAUUAGACCUACUGCAAUGGCUUAUUACCAGGCAAGCAGUCUCAGCUUCCUUCUCUUACGUUACCUGUUGGGUUCCUCCCCUCUUUGAACUCAGAAAGGUUUUGUGAAACACGAGAGCCAUUACUGGAAAGCCUGAUCAGUUCUUCUUCCUGUCUUCAAGGAGUGUCCCAGCUGCUUACCUGGCUGUCUGACAAACAGGAUGCCUCCUAUCUGUUCCCCUUCAGAGUCUCAGGGCCCAGAGCCCAAGGGCCCAGCACCCCUCUGCCCGCGAGCCGCCAGCUCCGCACUCAUGGUGACUUCUCAACAAGGAUUUUCAGUCUUAGAAAGAAACUUGGAACAAGAACCUUCAGAAUACCUAGGUUUCAAAAUUUCAUUGCAUAUAAAGUAAGCUAUCCCCAGAGAGAGAACAGCAAAAUAACAGUGUGUUCCUUCGCAGCGGGGCACGUGGACUCCGGGUGAACUCCAGCAGUUGAUGAGGCAGCCUGACGAACAGGGCGGAGUCAGCCCCGCAGUGGGGCCCACCCACGUUGCCCUAAGACGCGGGGUGUCUCCCAGACAUCUUGUGGAGCCCCGCGUUGGUACAGUGAGAGGGUGGCUUACAGGGGCUCUGCUCUCAGCCUAGACUUAACCUACGCAGGUUUUCCGUCUUGAGUAGCCACAAGACAGCCGGGGGAGCUCAGGCUUUAAUGGAUGGAAUAAAGCGCCAGACACAACCCAGCAGUCGGUACCAGAGCCCAAGGUCAGCUUCUGCAGCUGCGGUCUGCGUGCAGCGUGCAGGUCUGGCGCUUGCCUGGGCAGCCAUUCCAGCACGGUUUCGUGCCAGUCUACACAGCAGGGUGCUGGUCCGCACCAUGAUUCUGCUCUCAGAGCCUUUGCUGGGUUGAUUCUGCCAGAGUUCACAUAGACAUCACAGGCCGUCUGUCCAAGACUUCCUCUUCUGAUUUAAGAAUCCUUUCCCCCGUUAGCUAGGGGGUCAAGAGGGAGUCCAGGUUCCCUGCUCGAUAUUUGGUUCCUGCUGACGCCACCCUAGGUUCCGGGUUGGAAAUGGACACUCGGGCUCCCCCUCUGCCCCGAGGCCCAGCCUCUCCAGUUAGUGUUUGGUGGACAGGAAAGGCAAAGGCUGCCUCGUGGUCCAGGGAGUGUCAGGUCAGUCGCAGGCUUCCUGACGUUGGUCUGGAACCCAAAAGCAAACCUGACUGCCCGCCUGCUGCCAUGUCUGCACACGAUGCUGGGCUCACCGCCGCCUGCCGGGACCCUCCAGUCUUCUCCCAAGUGAGGGGUGACGGCAGGAAUCAAAGGUGGCCAACGCGGGAGCUGUCUUCGCUCGUCCUCUGUUUUCCUGCGUGCCUGCACCUGCUCCCCAACAGUGGCCCCAGCUCUGCGGCCGACGCUCCAGCAGAUGGUCAGGUGAUGCACAGGGUGGGGUGGGGGUCUGUUCUUGGACCAUUCCGAGCCAAGCUGUCGCUGUCCCCCAGGCUGUAGGUCCAGAAACAGGACACAUCCACCCAGCACAGGCCCGCGCCGCCCUGCACAGGUGGACGUCUUUGCCCAUCUGGGCCAGAUGCUUACAAACAGACUGUGUACGUUUUGUCCCACGCUGUCCCAGCAUUGACGUGGCCCCCAGUAGCUCUGUGAGGCGUCAGCAGCAGCCGCUCUGGCAUCGUGCGGCGGUGGCGAGUGUUUCAGAACGAACGCCGGGAAAAUGGCCAGUUGGCCACUUGUCCUGGAGUCCGCGGAAAGGAUUAUGGGUUGGAGAAACCAUUGAAAAUAGGACACCUCUCAGAGGCUUUCUUCAGAACUGGAGUAGAACCAAGGUUCCCAGCUGGGCUCCGGGUCAGUAACCACCGCCAACUUUCUUCGAUGAUUUUUAGCUGUUUGCAGAGAACCAGGUGGUGGCAUGCUUGAACCAAAUGUGAGGAAAGCCAGAAGGACCUGGGCUAUUCUGACAAGGGCCAGAUGGCGGCUGGCAGGAAGGAGAGCUGCCCGCCUUGGCCUGGGGCCUGGCCGAGCUGCUCAGGGGGGGCCUUCCACCCCUGGGUGUCUGUCCUCGAGAAACCAAAACGUCCCCUCCUGCCUCUGCCCACACGCGUGGACGUGCGCAUUUCCAAAGACACCAGUGCAGUGACCUUUCCAUCUCGGCCGGGGGUGGGGGUGGGGAGGCCCGAGGGCGGGCCUCGUGUCCCCCGCGUCGUCGUCCUUGGCUCCUGCACACCCCAUCUGGUCAGGCCUACGGCUGCCCAGUGGAUACUCGCUGAUGCUUAUACCAAAUAGGGCAUGUGUGGCUGGUGUCUGCUAGGGACAGCCCUGUCCCUGCCUUGGAGUUGGCAGACAAGCAGCUGGCAGAGCUGCUUGGCUAAGAGGCGUCCGGUCCACUUCCCGGGCUUUCCGGCUGCCCUGAAGAAAGCCUACAAUGGACCUAGAGGGAGGCCUCCACGCGGUCUGCGAAGUGGCGGGGGGUGUCCAGCCCUGCAGGACGCGGCCGUCUGGGUUUUCUGUGCUUUGUCAUUUUACUCUGAUAGAACUUUCGUUACUCAGCUCUCUGCAUAACUUAUUUAAUGUACUGUAUAAACGAACCAAAACUGUUAAAUAUGUAUUUAGUUUGUUCUACUUAAAGUAGUCAAUAAAAGGCUAUAUUCCU
Oryctolagus cuniculus (rabbit) is the source of this 5321-nucleotide messenger RNA. The record is from RefSeq and is a predicted model, not a curated record. Lineage: Eukaryota; Metazoa; Chordata; Mammalia; Lagomorpha; Leporidae.